AUGUCUGACUCAGACCUUAUGAAGAGUGGGGGACCAGCCAGCAGGGGCCCCGAAUGCUGCUCGCCUCCAAAUUCCAAGAUGGAGGUGCUCAGCCCCUCCAAGGUGAAGGACCGCUCCCAGAACGUCAAAGAGAAGGUCACGCAGGUACUUUCUUUGGAGUCUGAUGUACUGCCUGAAUACAAACUCCAGGUGCCUGAGACAACAUGGUGGAUCUUGCUUCACUACAGCCCCUUCAAGGCGUUUUGGGACUGGAUUAUUCUUCUCCUGGUCCUCUACACAGCUGUUUUCACUCCUUACUCAGCUGCGUUCCUCUUGGAUGAACACAGGGACUUACGUCAAAGGGGUUGUGGCUACACAUGUAACCCUCUGAAUGUGGCGGACCUUAUGGUUGACGUGCUGUUUAUUGUGGAUAUAGUCAUCAACCUUCGCACAACGUACGUGGACCAAAAUGACGAGGUGGUCACACAGCCGAGCCGCAUAGCCAAGCACUAUAUCAAAGGCUGGUUCCCUAUUGAUCUGUUCGCAGCGAUCCCUUUUGACCUUCUUAUUUUCAGAUCUGGCUCAGAUGAACCAAAGAUGGCAACCUUAACAAGUCUGAUGAAAACGGCCCGGCUGCUGCGAUUGGUCCGCGUUGCAAGAAAGCUGGAUCGGUACUCUGAAUAUGGAGCUGCUGUCCUCUUCUUGCUCAUGUGCACCUUUGUGCUCAUCGCCCAUUGGCUCGCCUGCAUUUGGUAUGCCAUUGGCUUUGUGGAGAGGCCGUACACUGAGACUGGUUGGCUGGACAACCUAGCCGAACAACUGGGCAAGUCAUACAACGACAGUGAUUCCAGCUCCGGUCCAUCAGUCAAAGACAAGUAUGUCACUGCUCUUUACUUCACCUUGAGCAGUUUGACGAGUGUGGGCUUCGGUAAUGUCUCUCCAAACACCAACUCAGAGAAGAUCUUCUCCAUCUGCGUCAUGGUCAUUGGCUCUCUCAUGUAUGCCAGCAUAUUUGGGAAUGUGUCAGCCAUCAUCCAGCGACUGUACUCCGGUACAACCCGCUACCACACCCAGAUGCUGCGAGUCAAAGAGUUCAUUCGAUUCCACCAAAUCCCAGGUAGCCUUCGCCAAAGACUGGAGGAGUACUUUCAGCAUGCCUGGUCGUACACAAAUGGCAUUGACAUGAAUGCUGUAUUGAAGGGAUUUCCAGAGUCUUUGCAGGCAGACAUCUGUUUGCACUUGAACAGAUCUCUGUUACAGAACUGCAAGGCUUUCAAUGGAGGCAGUCAAGCCUGUCUGCGUCACUUGGGUAUGAGGUUCAAGACAGUCCACGCUCCUCCAGGAGAUAUUCUGAUCCACUACGGAGACAUCCUGGAUUCUCUCUUCUUCAUCUCACGUGGUUCUAUUCAGGUCAUCAGGGAUGAUGUGGUUGUUGCCAUAUUAGGUAAAAAUGACAUCUUUGGGGAGCCUAUCCACCUGUAUGAUGAGCCAGGAAAGUCCAAUUCAGACGUCCACACCAUCACCUACUGUGACCUGCACCGCAUCCUGAGGGACGACCUGCUGGAAGUCCUUGAUGUCUAUCCCAGCUUUGCAGACAACUUCUGGGGGAACCUGGAGAUAACUUUUGACCUGAGAGAUGCUGAUCAAGUACCCCAAAUAAUAACAGCUGAUGACUCUGGUGACGACUGUGGUUAUCGCCACAAGCCAAGACACAGAAUCCACUCUCUUGACUGCCGAAUCAGGCCAGAUGGAAUUGAUCAUGAAGACUCGUACCCCAUUCAGUCCUUCCAUCAUCGUCACUCAUCUCCUCAGGCCCACUGGGAUGACCACUGUAGCUGCGGAUCCCCGUGUUCCCAGUCAAGUGAAGACCUAGCUAAACCUCUUUCCCACGGUGCCAAAGUAGAGCUUUACCCUCCAGAAGAUGCCAGACGGGACUACUCACCAUCUGUAGUGCAGCUGCUACCCCCGAGUGGCACCUCAGUAGGGAGGGAAGCAGUGUUGGACCUCGGCCACCAGGCUUCAUCUUUGAAUGUGCCAGGAAUGUAUCAAUACUGGCCAGAAAGACAGUCACAACAGUUUUCUAGCCGUGCCUGGCGAUCUUCCUCCGUCCGCAACUCAUACCAUCCACCACCAUUCACAGAAGAACGGCCCAGUGAGCUAGAGUCUCGACUUGAGGUUUUACAUUCACAGCUCAACAGACUGGAGACUCGCAUGACAGCCGACAUCAACGUUAUUCUCCAGCUUCUCCAGAGGCAGAUCACUCCCGUACCUCCUGCCUACAGCACUGUAUCGUCUACUACCCUCCCUACUGACUCACCGGGCCUGUAUGGGACUGGAACACCAGCGCUGCACAGCAUGUACCCCAUUUCUCCCAUACAGAUGGACAGCCGGGCACCAACACAGAGCUCCAGCAACAAUGACCUUAAAUUCACCAAGAAGUCCCAGGAGUCACUGUCCAGCGGUAUCCAUGUGACUGUGGCAUCAGACGACACCAUGUUCAUGACAACCACCCCCGAAACUGAGACUCAUACAGGGUUGACUCCGCAGCUGCCCCAGCCAUCAGUCAAAUCCUCCCUCAUGGAGAACCCCAGGCUGUGCGGCAGCCUUCGCUACCCCUCACUGCCAGGGAACCUCAACAUCGCCUCAGGACUGGCUGAGAUUCAGAAACACCUCUCAGACCCUGUGUUACCUGUCAUCUGA
Morone saxatilis (striped sea-bass) is the source of this 2679-nucleotide messenger RNA. It is a transcript of the gene kcnh6b, whose product is annotated as potassium voltage-gated channel subfamily H member 6. Gene Ontology annotation, cellular component: membrane. Gene Ontology annotation, biological process: regulation of ventricular cardiac muscle cell membrane repolarization; regulation of heart rate by cardiac conduction; potassium ion transmembrane transport. The coding region runs from base 1 to 2679 and encodes 892 amino acids. The record is from RefSeq and is a predicted model, not a curated record. Gene Ontology annotation, molecular function: inward rectifier potassium channel activity. The transcript has 11 exons. Lineage: Eukaryota; Metazoa; Chordata; Actinopteri; Moronidae.